GGAGGGCAGGGAAAGAGGCUUCGGAGGGAGCAAAGCAUCUCUGCGGACUGGGAGACGCUGUCAUGUUGGCCGGGCUCCUCUUCCAGGCUGCUUGGGUGGCUGUGCUCCUUCAUGGCGCUCAGGGGAGAGUCUACACGGGACGAAGGAAGCUUGCCAACUUCGCCGUAGAGAGGCGUCGCAUUGGACCUCAUAUUUGUCUUUCUGGUUUUGGAAGUGGAUGCUGUCCUGGAUGGAUACCAUCUCCAGGGAGUGGACAAUGCACACUGCCACUGUGUUCGUUUGGCUGUGGCAGUGGCUUCUGCAUAGCUCCCAAUGUCUGUGCUUGCCGGGAUGGAAGGCAGGGUAUCACCUGUCAAGACCUGCCUGGAGCCUGUGGGGAGUAUGGCUGUGACCUCACCUGCAACCAUGGGGGCUGCCAGGAGGUGGCAAGAGUGUGCCCUCUGGGAUUCUCUAUGACCGAAACAGCUAAUGGUGUACGUUGUGUGGAUAUUGAUGAGUGCCUGAGUGCUUCCUGUGAGGGGCUUUGUGUGAACACAGAAGGGGGCUUUGUGUGCGAAUGUGGCCCAGGGAUGCAACUCGCCACUGACCGGCACAGUUGUCAAGAUAUUGAUGAGUGCCUAACAACACCUUGCCAGCAGCACUGCCAAAACAGUAUUGGCAGCUAUCAAUGUUCCUGCCAUUCUGGAUUCUACCUUCAUGGCAACCGACAUUCGUGUGUGGAUGUGAAUGAAUGCCGCCGACCCAGUGACAAGCGAACCUGCCAACACUCCUGUCACAAUACACUGGGGAGUUUUAUGUGCAGCUGUCAUCCAGGCUACCGACUAAGUGUGGACAGAUUGUCUUGUGAAGGUAAGGACUGCCAUAUAGUUCAUCGUACAAUAAAGCCUUCUCGAUCCUUUGCACUGCAUCAAUUAUUUAUUUAUUUGUCUCUUAAAGGAACCCCAUUUCCUUUUCCGCUCAUUCCCAUUCUCUCUGUGCUUCCAUCAACAGCUUCUCCCACUUCCUCAUCUCCUCCCCACAGCUCAUCUUUUGGCACCUCUUUCUGGCCCAGAACUGCCAGGCCUUCUCUGCCAGUAAGUCCUCUGUCACCGUUGUUACCAAAAAAAUUUAGCCCAUCUAUUUCCCCAAGCCCUCUGACUCCCUCACUUCCAUCUGCCUGCUGGCACGGAGGGGUUCUUCAUGAAGAUAACAGCUCCUGGACAGAGCCACCAUGUCUGAAUUGCUCCUGCGAGGGUGGACAAGUGUUUUGUCAAACAGUGACAUGUGAAGUUUCCUGCUCUCACCCAAUUCCCCCAGCCCAGGGAGAAUGCUGUCCUACCUGCACAGGCUGUUUCUAUUAUGGGAUGUCCAGAAUUGAAGGGGACGUAUUCUCUCUCUCUGAGGAGAACUGCACAGUCUGUGUCUGCCUGGCAGGCAACAUUUCCUGUAUUUCUCCAGAAUGUACACCCAGUCCGUGUCCUAGUUCUGCUCAGACUGAUUGUUGUCCCUGCCAGCCAGCAGAAUGUCAUUUCCGUGGGCAAAUAUACAUCCAAGGGACCGAGUUCAACCCAGAUGGUGAUAACUGUACCAUCUGUGUGUGCAGGAUUAAUUGGCCUUUAUCUGAGGUGGCAAAAUGCACUGAAGUGGUCCAGAGUGAGCAGCAUUUGGAAUUUAAUGGAGACAAUGGGUGUGAGCAUUUGGAAUUUAAUGGAGACAAUGGGUGUGAGCAUUUGGAAUUUAAUGGAGACAAUGGGUGUGAGCAUUUGGGAGGUUGCUUUAUCGAUGACAAUGGAAUUGAAUUUCCAGUGGGACAACUCUGGUCGCCGGGUGAUCCCUGUGAGUUAUGCAUCUGCCAGACAGAUGGUUCAGUGAGCUGUAAGAGGACAGAUUGUUUGGAGAUGUGUCCUCAUCCAAUCCAAAUCCCUGGUCAGUGCUGUCCAGAUUGCUCAGCAGGUUGUACCUAUGCAGGAAAGAUCUUCUAUAACAAUGAAACCUUCCCCUCUGUUUUGGACCCAUGUCUAAGUUGCAUUUGUUUGCUGGGCUCCGUAGCCUGUUCUCCUAUGGACUGUGUCGUAUCCUGUACAUACCCUUUCCAUCCAGAAGGCGAGUGCUGUCCAAUUUGUCAUGACUGCAAUUACAGGGGAAGAAAAGUAAUCAAUGGACACAACUUUGUUCCUGAAGAUGAACCCUGUGUUUAUUGUACCUGCCAGCUUGGGGAAGUGAGCUGUGAGAGGAAGACGUGUCCAAAGACUUGUACAGAGCCCUUUGGUCCUCUCACUCAUUGCUGCCUGGAUUGCCAAAAUAAUGAAGUUAUGGGUGAUUUGGCUUCCCUGGAGAAUAGACUAGCCAAUCCUGUCUUGGAAGAUGCAGCAGUAGAGAGAUCCUUGCAAACUCUUCAAAGAGGUCCCAUGACUCUGGUGUCUGACAGCUCUACCCCUAACCAUGCCUCAUUUACUCCAGAGGAUCAUCUUGAAGCAAGUAAUGCAAAUGAUCAGGAGACUGUAUUUACGAAGCCAAUUGCACUAGGAAAUGUUGGACUCCACCAAAGCAGACCAGGAGAGGCCACAAGGUUGCAUCUCAAUGAACCACCAAGUAUCAUUCCUCCUUCUUGGCUAGGCCACUUAGCGAUUCCUCAAAUAAAGCCAGAGUCCAUUGUAUCACUUCUAAAUAACCCAGAGAGCUUUGGGGAUCCUCCUAGAAAAUCAACUGGGUCCUUCAUGACUCAUUCCAGCCUGUCCUUUCUUUAUUCAAGAACAGGCAGAACCACUGCAUCUCCCCCUACUGCUCAUAUUUCCAUUCCAUCCACUCCAGCUUACCUCAAAAAGUCCAUAACUGCUUUAUUUCAGGGUUCAAACACCCACAACCUUCCUUUGCAACCUCUGGCUGAAACAUUUUCUUCUUCGGCCAACUCUAAUCUAGAUUCUCUUCAAGAGCUUCCUAGCAGCCCAACCCACUUCACAUAUUUUUCUUUGGGCCAGCAAAAUGCGGGGAACAACUCUAAAUUAACCUCUAGUGAUGAUAAUAGCCUCACUGAUAUAUCUCCAUAGAUUGGAGAAUAAGAGGAACAUAAUUAUUUUGAAUAAGAGGAACAUAACCACUUUAAUCUCAUAAUAACAAGAGCAUCUGCCUAUGUGGUUGCUGUUUGCUAGAUUUCUCACUAUGUAUUCAUGGCAAUAAUCUCCAUUAUAAUUUCUGGUUUCCUAGAAAGCAGGUCCUCUUAUUGGGGAUAUCACUUCAGCUCUUGAUUGUAUUGAGAUUCUUAUUUAACUAAUACCCCAUUUGACUUAGAAGAUAGUAGAAAAAUGGCUGUUAUUUGCAGCAUCAGUACAAACAUUCUGGUAAAGCAUAAAGAUUUCAGAACAGAAGUAUGACAAGUAGUGGAAUCCUAGACUAAUUCAACCUCUUGUAUUGCAUGUUGUGUGGCUGGCCUAAAUGCCAGCAAAGGAAGCAACUAUUUAUGCCAGGAGUCACAUAAUAAAUUUUCUUACACUAUGUCUAAUAUAGACAUUCUGUUGCUGCUUGCUGUCUUAUAUGGACAUUUCAGGACUGAUUAUACAUAUUGAAGAAAUGGGGCUAGCUUUCCACGAAGUCAGAAAUGAACUAAACAUUGUUUUACAGACAAUGUACUGCAUACUGAUAUGUACAACACUGAUUUUAAUAGUGGAAAACUUCCAUUUUCUUGUUCUGGUGUAUAUAGAAUUCUGCAGUUCAGAUUAUAAUAUGUUGAAAUAUAUUUUAUGAACAUAAAAUCAUAGCAUCAUACCUAAAGGUAAAUGUAUUUUUCUAUGCCACAGUUAAAAGUAUGUUUCCAAGCUAAGCUGAUGAGAAUUUUGUUUUAACAUUUCUUGGGUGAAAUUUGCCAGCCACUAAAGUCUUCGGGAAUAUUCAGUUCUUGAAAGGCUUUGAAAGUCAUGUGCAGCCCAUUCCUAAAAUAUGCAGCAUGACUGAAUUUUGUCAACUACCUCAAAGGGGUGUCUUGUAAGGGCAUAUCAACUUUUCAUAAUUGAAACUAGAAAGGCUGCUGUUGUUUUCCUCCAUUUCGAUCUCUGGGAAUUCUAAUUUUCUGAGAUGUCCAAUAAAUCUUAAUUGGGUAAUCAUUUAUGUAACUUAUGUGCUUCCUAAAACUUAAUAGUUAGCAUCAUUGUUCCUCAAUAGGCUUGAGUCUGAUGUAAAUGUGCAGGACGGCAUACUGUACUCGAGCAGUGCAGCGCUUCUGUUUCAAAACCGCAAACAACACAAAAACCGUGGACAACACAAAAGCAGGAACAUAUCAUCUGAAUAUGCCUCCAUAAAGCAGCAGUGUCUUUUCCCUGUAUCAUAUGACUGGGCUUUGCAGCUGUAAUAGUGUUAUUGGAAAAAGGCAUUUGUUCUUGGGCACCCUUUUUUCUUCGAAUCCAAAGGCAGCACAGCCACAUGACAUAUAACUUUGAACACAUCCAGUGGCAAUUUGAAAAGUGAUUUGAAGUAUAUCCACAGUUCUUCCUUGGCUGGCUGGCUAAACUUCUGUGAGGCAGAUAGAGCCCAUAUAUCUGUGCACACGGAGCCACCUCUGCAGGCACACGAGUCAUUGCCCGAGGUUAGCACCAACACGCAUGCAAGCGCACCUCCUGCCAGCUAGCUGAUUUUUGGGUCUCUAAUGUGCAUGUGGGAGACGCAUGUGCAUGUGGGAGACCGGCGCACAUGUGCGGGAUUGGGGUGGUACUAGCAGGGAGGCCUGCUAGGCCCAAAAUGGGGCACGGAGGGAGUGUCACGCACGCAUGCGCCUGGGAGUGUAGGGGGAAAGGGAGCAUGGAGAGCCGCACACCUGUGCAGGGGGUGGGGGGCAUUGCAUUAUGGGUGUGGGCAUGCUCAUAUACACUGUUGCACGCACAUGCACGCUGCCACAUGCACACGCAUGCUUUCGGCACUCGAAGAAAAAAAGGUUGCUGGCUUCUAAGCCUUAAUCAUGUACUCAGAAUUUUUGCAGGUGAAAACCCAGAAAGUGCAAAACAUUAGUAGCUAGACAGGCAAAUCUACAUAUUAAGAAGCCAUUGUAGGAGUCUGAAGUGUUUGAUACAUUAUGCCACAGGCAUUCUGACUGACUUUGCUAAGGUUCUCAUAUUGAUUCAGGUUAUGAUCUGUCAAAACCACCCUACCUCAGAGGGCAAGUACGGUAAUUGCUUUAUGCUGGGUUAAAGUUGAUUUCCUCCAAGGAAUCUUAAAAAGAUGAGGAGACUAAAAAUUCAGUGGUCCAUAUUUCAAUUUUUUUCAUGGAACUACAUUUGUGGAAGGGGGAAUAAAAAACUGAAAAGCCUCAUAUCUCUAUACCUUGAACUAACAACAGUUUAUGGCUUAAAGUGACAUUGGUAAACCCCUUUGAGAUUGCCGCUUCACACAUGCAUGUAUUCAUUUGGGCAGGAAUUAAACGACAUUUCUAGGUGAAUUUACCUUGGAAUGUUGCCAUGUCAAAAUAAAUGCCUAUAUUGUGUUUUUCAUAUAUUGAUAUAAAAGUUGGUAUUAUAGUGCUGUGAACAUUUCAAUUUAAACAAAAUGGUUGGUUUUAAAAACUAAAAUAUAUAUUAUAAUAAAAAUUAUGGCAAAUAAGUUUAAUUCGAAUAUUCUCAAACUGGAUUUUUUUUAUAAUUGAAUUCGAUACAGUUCAUCUUUAAAAGGCUUGUUUUGUCUAUAGACAAAUAUAAGUUUUGGAAAGUAUGUUUAUUGACUUCUUCUUUACUAAUUACAGGAAAGUUAAAUGUUUGUAGAAUGCGGGGAAAAACUUCCUAAAAUUAAGAGUAGUUUGACAGUGAUAUCCAUUAUCCAUAAAGUCCGUGGGUUCCCCUUGGUUGGAUGUAUUCACUUGGGAAAUUUUACUUGGAGUGAAUUAAUUUCAGUUUGUUAGUUGACAUGCAUUCAGUGUGCACUGAAUACAAAGCCAUUUAUUUUUAUAUUUAUUUAUUGUUGCUGACAUUGAAGCAU
Messenger RNA from Ahaetulla prasina, 5934 nucleotides. RefSeq names its product von Willebrand factor C and EGF domains (gene VWCE). The record is from RefSeq and is a predicted model, not a curated record. Bases 63 to 3026 code for a protein of 987 amino acids. Gene Ontology annotation, cellular component: cytoplasm. Gene Ontology annotation, biological process: cellular response to virus. Lineage: Eukaryota; Metazoa; Chordata; Lepidosauria; Squamata; Colubridae. Gene Ontology annotation, molecular function: calcium ion binding; protein binding. The transcript has 20 exons.